AGCGCUGCUACUUGGCCAAUUUCGGUUAGGGGUCCUACCGCGGAUAGAUAGAUAGCAUACCUCUUCUGCUGUCGUUGCUUCGGUUGAGCUUUUGGGCCCUCAGUGCGGAUUUGCGGCGUUCAGUCGGUUUCGUUACUUGACGUCGUUGAGAUCUCGCGAAACGUGGCACCGCGUCGCGAUUCGAACUUUGAUGCUAAGGGUUCUGAGUUGAGGGGUGACUUCGGCUUAAUUGGUGGAAGUUCUUGUUGUAAUGAUGCAAGACCAACUUCGGUAAACUCGAAACAGAAUAAUUAAAUUGAAACUGAAACAGGGAAGUGGCGUUAAUAAUGUAAAGGAGUGUCUUACUUAGUCGGUGCAUUAUUCACUGUCAGUUUGAAAAGCUCGGAGCAAGUGGAAGUGGAGAAAAAAUUUCAAAAGUGCUUAUCAGGCACCAGUUGGUCCGGUGAUAAGGGAUGACGGUGUUGUGUUGCUAGAUUGUUUCUAUAACGGUCUUUUCUUUCUUUUUGCUCCUACCCGUUCCUUGUUAGCCGCGUGUUGAUGAUUAUUACUUUAUAAUGGAGAAGAAGUGGUGAGAAGUUUCCUCAUUCUCCGGUGGAAAGAAUUCCGGAAAGUGAAUGGGAAGUUGGGUUUGAGUGAAAAGAAAAAUGAAUUAUUGGAUGAAGCUGAGAAUAUAAGUUGUGUUUCUGUGUCAAGUGAGGAAAAAAAAACAAGCGGAGGAAAGUGAGCAGCAGCUGUUCUUUGUGCAAGAAAAGGUAAAAAAUACGGCAAAGUAAAUCAGAGAAGUGGAAAGCGUGAAAAUUCGCUGCAAUUGCAAAACUCGUGAAAAGGAGGGAGGUGUUGAGGGUGGACCGGUUUGUGAGACUUAUUGCAGGACUUGGUUGCGGAAAGUAGCUCUAUCGCCACCAGCCUGGAUGAGUUUCAAUUGUGUACGUGUGCAAUAGGAAAUUGUAUCGUUGCUGGUGUUCAGUACUUUUUAUUUUCUCUCGUUGCUCUUGCCGCGUUGUUCAUGAUAAUAAAUGAAAUUUGAUGUCGUAUCAUCAAUCUUAAUCACUAAGAAAUUAUGGUUCUCGGACCGUGCUUGACGAGCUUCUGCGGAUCCAGCCGGGCAGACAUAAAUUUCGAUUAGACAAUUGGAGCUCUCUCAUGGGAGGCACUCCCAGGAAGCAAGUGUGAUUUAGUGAAUCCUCGCGCUCAGAAAAACCCAACCAUCUACACAGGAAGUGCUGUAGAUUCAUGAAUUCCUUCAGGAUAAUGCCGAGACAAUUAGCAUCACCUUAAUUGAAGUGAAAAUAGAUCACACUCGGGAAAAAGGGGGGAAACAGUACAACGAAUUGGAAGUUUUGACAGUUUUGUUUCUCGCGAUUCCAUAAAGUCUAGUUUGGAAAAACCGUUGAUGGUCCAGUUGUGUCAAAACAGAGGAAAUUCAUUUAAUCCUCCACGAAAAUUGGCUCCAAGAGAGAAGAGUAAGAGUUACCUACAUAUCAGCAGGAAAUAGUUUAUCAGUGGCGAGUGCGGUGCCCAAGAAGAAGAAAAAGAAGAUAACGAACGGAGUGAAAGUUGGAUAGAAAAGUUCAUUUUGCUCACCAACAUGAACACGUCACUCAACAUUAGCUUAUCGUCGGCGGUGCUGCUGGCGGUUGCAUUCUGGCUGACUCUUGUGAAAGACGUAUCAACGUUUCAGCCUGAUUUCGCAGAACCAAUAAUCAACAUAUCGGUGGCAAUCGGCCGGGAUGCCACGUUCACCUGUCACGUACGACAUCUGGGAGGCUACCGGGUCGGCUGGGUGAAGGCAAAUACCAAGGCGAUACAGGCCAUCCACGAACAGGUCAUCACCCACAAUCCCCGGGUCACGGUUUCGCAUGCGGACCUCAACACCUGGAAUCUGCACAUCAAAUCGGUGAUGGAGGAGGACCGGGGUGGAUACAUGUGCCAGCUGAACACCGAUCCGAUGAAGAGCCAGAUAGGCUACUUGGAUGUGGUAAUUCCACCGGAUUUCAUCACCGAAGACACCUCCUCGGACGUGAUCGUUCCCGAGGGAAGUUCCGUCAAACUCACCUGCCGAGCGAAAGGCUACCCGGAACCAGUUGUAACGUGGCGCCGUGAAGAUGGCACCGAAAUCGUACUGAAAGAUUCAGCCGGCACGAAACAGUUGGUGACUUCCUACCGAGGCGAGGUGCUGAAGCUAGUGAAAAUCUCACGCAGCGAGAUGGGCUCCUAUCUGUGUAUCGCUUCGAACGGAGUGCCACCGUCGGUGUCCAAGCGAAUAUCGCUGAGUAUUCACUUUCACCCGGUCAUCCAAGUGCCAAACCAACUGGUGGGAGCUCCACUUGGAACGGACGUGUCCAUCGAAUGUCUAGUGGAGGCAUCUCCGAAAUCUAUCAACUACUGGGUGAAGGACACAGGAGAAAUGAUUGUGUCAUCGCCCAAGUACCAGGUUCAGGACAUUCCCAAGUCACUGUACGAGACCAAGAUGACGAUGACGGUGCGAGCGAUCCAGAAAGAGGACAUGGGAUCGUAUCGGUGCAUCGCCAAGAACUCACUCGGCGAGGUGGACAGCAGCAUUCGAUUGUAUGAAAUCCCUCAACCGAAUCGUAAAGUCUACUCGCCAAAGUACGGCACGGAUCAAAACGAUAUCGUCAAGCCCGGCGGCAAUGGCGAUAAAUCGUCUAAACCCAAGUUGACCUAUCCGACGGACGACGAGGAACAGCAGUACGGAGGCUCUGCGGAAGAUUUCGAAGACAUGAUUGACUCCAUGCAGCCCCAUCAGCAUCACCAUCACCACUCCCAUCAACAGCAGCAUCCUUAUGGGAGCAGGCCAACGUCCAGGUCACCAUUCGGGUCCAUGGACCAUCCCAAUAGUAUCAAUGGCCGCAACGGCAAUGGGAAUGGCGGCGGGACCAGCAGUAAUAGCAACAAUAAAAAUUUGAUACCUCUGAUGAACGACAUCGCCACCAGGAAACCGUUCGUUAUUCCGCCAGGUCGAGCCGGGGACGGUAGUCUAGAAGGAAGCAAUGCGGCAGGCCAGCGGAUCACUACCGAGCUGCUGGGCCUCUGGCGAUCGGUGCUCGUCCUGCUGGGAACCAGUUGGUACGCGAUUCAUCGCCAACGGCACUAGCUUCCGGGUGCGGUGAAAUCGCUAGAAACGGUAGACUCUUAGACUCUAAUUCUCAUAGCGCACGGUGUGUCUGGUAGAAGGAUAUUAUUGCAAAAAAUGGGCAAUGCUGAAUCUUUCAAUGGAAAUGUAGGUUUUUUGCAGGUACUUAAUUCUGAGAAAAUUGAGCUCUUUGCAACAAUCAUGAUUCGCAGCACAUCAUGAGAGUUUGCUUAUCGCCUACUGAUGCACCUCAGAUUAGAUUGAUGGAUAACAAUGCAUGAUAAAUCCCAUCUAAACAAGCUGCAAUCUGGGGAACUAUCAAACACUUCUCAAUUCUAAGCUUGUGUUCCUUAGAGUACUUUAUGAAUGUAAUUAUAAUAAAAUGCGACUUUAAAUAUCUCAAGCUCGCUGCAGACAUAAAUUUCAAAUAUAAAUUAAUAAAAUUAAGAAAUAUUGAAUUACAUUAUGAAACGAAAUCGUUAACCAAAUAUAUCCAAAUUUUAUCAAAAUUCUUUCGAAAUUAAGUUUUUAUCAAGCUUGUGAGCAAUAAAACUGUCUUUUGCUGU
Aedes aegypti (yellow fever mosquito) is the source of this 3660-nucleotide messenger RNA. RefSeq names its product lachesin (gene DIP-alpha). The record is from RefSeq and is a predicted model, not a curated record. Lineage: Eukaryota; Metazoa; Arthropoda; Insecta; Diptera; Culicidae. The coding region runs from base 1589 to 3115 and encodes 508 amino acids. Gene Ontology annotation, cellular component: neuron projection. The transcript is spliced from 10 exons.